This is a messenger RNA of Planococcus citri (citrus mealybug), 1738 nucleotides long. RefSeq lists its product as uncharacterized. Lineage: Eukaryota; Metazoa; Arthropoda; Insecta; Hemiptera; Pseudococcidae. Bases 166 to 1470 code for a protein of 434 amino acids. The record is from RefSeq and is a predicted model, not a curated record. The transcript is spliced from 8 exons.
UUCUUAUCACGAAAUGGCGGUAAUUGUUGAAUUUCAAUUUAACUUUUUCUUACGUUUUAAUUUUUUCAGUGAUCUGCAUAAAAUAUAAAGUACAUAUAUAUCCACAAAUUCACUAUUUAAAGGACGUACUCGGAUCUGGCUCGAUUUACUGUAUAAGAACUGAAUAUGAAAAAGAACAGCGGUAGUAAAUCGAAGAAUGGAGAAUUUCAAAAAUUGAAAACUUGCCCUCAACGAUCACCCGAACCUUCCUCAGAUGUCGUGGACGAUGAAAGUAGUGUCGAAGCCAGCGCCGCCGAAGCUGAACCUGUUGAGACGAAUAAUGUGUAUGAAAAUAAAACUUCCAACGAACAAGCGUCCUUCCCAGUUAACGACGAAGACAUCGCUAAUAUCCAGUUGCCCUCGGAUGAUUUACAAACAUCCGCUGCAAUAGCUGAUAUCGAGUUGCCCUCCGACAAUGUACAAUUAUCCGACGCAAUAGCUGAAAUUCGUUUGCCUGCUGAUUCGCCUACUAGCGUCACAGUAGCUGAUAUUCAAUUACCUUCUAACGACGUACAAUCUCCCACUGCAAUAGCCAAUAUUCAAUUACCCUCUGACGAUGUAGAAUGUGCAUCGAUACCUGAAGAAACGUCACAGAGUUCACCCAUCGCACCUGGUCAAACUAGUGUUCCUCUACAAGGAUCAGAACAACCGCAUAGUUCGCCUACAGUUUCAGAGCCUGAAGAUGUCAUUUGGGUAAAGAAAGGCAUGUACCACCACUGUGAAAGCUCGUUCAGUCAACUUUGCAGCUGCCUUGAGCCAAAGUUAACGCACAUAGUGUCUUUUUUCCACCGCGUCAAAGAUAUGGAGAAAAAUGCAGAUGAAAGCCAGCUACAAAGAGCUAAACUGAUCAAUAGUGUUGAUUACGCGCGCCAUUCUCUACUUAUUGAGAACGAGCCGGUAGAUGAUGCUUCACUCGGAAGUAUAUUGACAGCUUCGCAAUAUGCGGUUGAUAAUUUUGACCACGCAUCACUUUUCUAUUUGAGAGAGAUCCAUAGAAUGCUGGAACCAGACUGUGAGGAAGUCGGCGUAUUUCGAAGCCAAGACGUUUUCAUUAGCUCAACGAUUGCUAGGUGUACAGCGACGGAGCCUUCAAGAAUCGAAGAAGAAUUGGAAGAAGUGAUUCGUAUGUUAAGAUCUGUGUCGAGAGAAGACGAAGAAACAGUAGUAUUUACUGCUAUGAAAGCUAAAGUACGGUUUGUCUUGACGCACCCCUUCCAGGAUGGGAAUGGAAGGUGCAGCCGCGUGUUGUUAGACGCUACUCUCAGAAAAAUAAAUUUCCCGUUCGUUAUAAUUCCGCAUGAUCGUACAUCAGACUAUUGUGGAUCGCUACACGCCGCUCGUAGACUUGACAAUUACUCGCCGAUUUAUAGUUUUUUACUGGAAUGCAUUGAAGAAUCAUUACAAAUGUAUGUUGAUCUACUCGUAUCGUAGGUGGCUGUAACACGAGUUACAUUUUGCUUUUCUGGUAUUUUCUUUUAUAUUUAAUGAUUUUAGUAUUCAUCAUAAAUUGCAAUUGACUGAUAAGUGAUAACUUUUAAUGUAGAAACUUGUGAUUUUCACUUGUGAUAGUAUGUUUUAACGUGCAUCUGGUUUGAAAACGAAUUAUAUGUAUUGUAAUAGUAAUGUACCGACGUUGAAGAUACAUAAUGUAUGAACAUUUUUGUACCUUGUAAUUUUUUUAAAAUAUUGAAAUACGUAA